AUGACUUCGUCCUACAAUCUGGAUUUUCUUCCUGAUAUGAUGGUGGAGGGCCGACUGUUGUCUCCGGGUGACAGGAUUAACGGCACAGGAGGGAAAAUGAAUGGGGCACUGGAGCACUCAGACCAGCCGGAUCCAGAUGCCAUUAAGAUGUUCGUGGGUCAGAUCCCACGCUCCUGGUCAGAGAAGGAGCUGAAGGAACUGUUUGAGCCGUACGGAGCAGUCUACCAGAUCAACAUCCUCCGAGACCGCAGCCAGAACCCUCCGCAGAGCAAAGGAUGCUGUUUUGUUACAUUUUACACAAGGAAAGCCGCUCUGGAGGCCCAGAACGCACUGCACAACAUAAAGACCUUAACUGGGAUGCACCAUCCUAUUCAGAUGAAGCCUGCAGACAGUGAGAAAUCUAAUGCGGUGGAGGACAGAAAACUCUUCAUCGGCAUGGUGUCUAAGAAGUGCAAUGAGAAUGACAUCAGGGUGAUGUUUUCCACUUUCGGUCAGAUCGAGGAAUGCCGUAUCCUCCGUGGACCUGAUGGCCUCAGUCGAGGAUGUGCGUUUGUCACGUUUUCUACCAGAGCUAUGGCACAGAAUGCAAUCAAAACCAUGCAUCAGUCUCAGACCAUGGAGGGUUGCUCCUCUCCCAUGGUGGUGAAGUUUGCUGACACGCAGAAGGACAAGGAGCAGCGGCGGCUGCAGCAGCAGCUGGCACAGCAGAUGCAGCAGCUGAACAGCGCCUCUGCCUGGGGCAGUCUGACGGGCCUGACCGGUCUCACCCCGCAGUAUCUGGCAUUGCUGCAACAAGCAACCUCUUCCAGUAACCUGGGAGCCUUCAGUGGGAUACAGCAGAUGGCUGGUAUGAAUGCUCUGCAGUUGCAGAAUCUGGCCACUCUUGCAGCUGCGGCUGCCGCAGCCCAAAGCUCGGCCAGUCCGUCCACCGCUAGCGCCCUGACCUCCAGCACAGGGUCACUGGGAGCCCUGGCCAGCCCAGCAGCUGGUUCCACAGCUAACUCCAGUGCAGGAGCGAUGAGUUCUCUGAGUUCUCUGGGUACUCUACAGGGUCUGGCUGGAGCCACAGUGGGACUCAAUAAUAUAAAUGCACUAGCAGGUAGCGUCAACAGUGAUAGAGCUAAACGCCUUCUCCUGUCAAAAAAUCAGAAUGGUAUGGCUGCGCUGAACGGCGGACUGGGCAGUACGGGGCUGACCAACGGCUCAGCCGGGCCCAUGGAUGCACUGACCCAGGCCUACUCAGGGAUCCAACAGUACGCAGCGGCCGCACUGCCCACGCUCUACAGCCAGUCCCUACUGCAGCAACAGAGCGCUGCCGGCAGCCAGAAAGAGGGACCAGAAGGUGCCAACUUGUUUAUUUACCACCUGCCACAGGAGUUUGGGGACCAGGAUAUCCUCCAGAUGUUUAUGCCUUUUGGCAAUGUCGUCUCUGCCAAAGUCUUCAUUGACAAACAGACCAAUCUGAGCAAGUGCUUUGGUUUCGUCAGUUAUGACAAUCCGGUGUCCGCACAGGCUGCCAUUCAGGCCAUGAAUGGCUUUCAGAUUGGCAUGAAACGCCUGAAGGUUCAGCUCAAACGCUCAAAGAACGACAGCAAACCAUACUGA
This is a messenger RNA of Chanos chanos (milkfish), 1605 nucleotides long. It is a transcript of the gene celf2, whose product is annotated as cugbp, Elav-like family member 2. Gene Ontology annotation, molecular function: RNA binding. The transcript has 15 exons. The coding region runs from base 1 to 1605 and encodes 534 amino acids. The record is from RefSeq and is a predicted model, not a curated record. NCBI's taxonomy places the organism in Eukaryota, Metazoa, Chordata, Actinopteri, Gonorynchiformes, Chanidae.